Molecule: messenger RNA, 6635 nt
Organism: Octodon degus (degu)
Lineage: Eukaryota; Metazoa; Chordata; Mammalia; Rodentia; Octodontidae
Gene: Mcc
Product: mutated in colorectal cancers
Exons: 22
Coding region: 1-3720 (1239 amino acids)
Biological process (GO): negative regulation of canonical Wnt signaling pathway
Cellular component (GO): cytoplasm
Molecular function (GO): calcium ion binding
Source: RefSeq, a predicted model, not a curated record
AUGGCCCGGAGGCGAUGUUCUCCCAACGCAGACGCAGCCAGCGUGCUGGUGACAGCCAGCGACAGGGACUGCGGGCCUCAAGGACCACUGGCGAGGCUGGGCCGCUCCGCGAGCGGCAGGUGCCCGGCCGGGGGUCACCAGGAAGCCCGCACUCACCACUACAGCAGAGGAGACGCGCAGGCGCCACCACAGCCGGCCUUAAACCCAGCCACCUUGUUACCAGAUGGUGAUCCUGAGGCCCCACUCCAUGACUGUCUUGAGGUGCUUGAUGCAAAGACAAGCCUGAGAGAGGACCUCACAGACAUUCCUAUGGACGAUCCUGAUGCUACCUUGUACACCGAUGGAAGCAGUUUUGUCCUAAAUGGGGGCCAGGGGCCCGCGAGCGGACGGGGCCUCGCGCCGACGCCCCUCUCGGAGGCUCGGUCCCCGCCUGCCCUGCGCCCCCGUGGCGCCCCCGAGCUCCCGGACUCCAGGGACCACUGUUCCCCCGCGCCACAGCGCCCACGCGGGCGACCCCACAGCGCCAGUCCUCCGCGCUCGGGAAAACCCUCGCGGCGCCGCGCGGACUGGGCAUGCUCCGCGGCCGCAGGUCGGCGGCGGGCGGCUGAGCGCUCGCGGGUUCCCGCCGCGCCGCGCGUCCUCGCUCGCCUCGCGCGCAUGAUGGCGGCCGCGGGCGGCGGCAGCGGCAGCGGCAGCAGCGACACGGCCAGCACGGGCGAGGAGGAGCGCGUGCGACGCCUGUUCCAGACUUGCGACGGCGACGGCGACGGCUACAUCAGCAGCAAUGACUUGCUGAUGGUCUGUCGCCAACUGAACAUGGAAGAGUCUGUGCCUGAGAUAAUGAGCCAGUUGGGUGCAGAUGAAAAUGGGAAGAUUUCCUUUCAAGAUUUUACAAGGUGCCACAUGCAGCUGGUUCAAGAAAUUAGGAAGGAAGAAAUAGAUCUCUCUGUCCAGUCAGACAACUCCUGUGAAAAGAAGAAGCCAAAGGACAGAAUUGCUUCCUGGCCCACGAGCAGUGACAACAGUCUGGGUGCCUUAUCAGCAGCCAAGGAGAGCUGGGAGUAUGACUCUGGUGCCAGGGACCUCCAGAGCCCAGACUUGCAAACUCAGUCCACCUUACAGAAGCUGCUGGAGUAUGGCGGAAGCUCUGUGCAUCAGCGAGCUGCUCUCCACAAACUGCUCACACAGUCCCCACAGUAUGGCACCUCUGUAGGAGGAAACUACCUAGAGCUGGCCAACAUGCUCCAUCUGGCAGCCCUGGCAUCUCUCAAGGGAGAUAUAGUGGAGCUUAAUAAACGCCUGCAGCAGACCGAGCGGGAGCGAGACCUUCUAGAGAAGAAAUUGGCCAAGGCCCAGUGUGAGCAGUCCCAUCUCAUGAGAGAGCAUGAGGAUGUCCAGGAGCGAACAACACUUCGGUAUGAGGAACGCAUCACAGAACUCCACAGCAUCAUUGCUGAACUCAAUAAGAAGAUAGACCGUUUGCAAGGCACCACCAUUAGGGAGGAAGAUGAAUACUCUGAAUUGCGAUCAGAGCUCAGCCAGAGCCAGCACGAGAUUAAUGAGGACUCCCGCAGCAUGGACCAAGACCAGACCUCCGUCUCCAUCCCUGAAAACCAGUCUACCAUGGUCACUGCAGAUAUGGAUAACUGUAGUGACCUGAACUCAGAGCUGCAGAGGGUGCUGACGGGGCUGGAGAGUGUGGUCUGUGGCAGGAAGAAGAGUAGCUGCAGCCUGUCUGUGGCUGAAGUGGACAGGCACAUCGAACAACUCACCACGGCCAGCGAGCACUGCGACCUGGCUAUCAAGACAGUUGAAGAGAUUGAGGGCGUGCUUGGCCGGGACCUGUACCCCAACCUGACUGAAGAGCGGUCUCAGUGGGAGAAGGAGCUGGCUGGGCUGAGGGAAGAGAAUGAAAGCCUGACUGCCAUGCUGUGCAGCAAGGAGGAGGAGUUGAACCGGACCAAGGCCACCAUGAACGCCAUCCGUGAGGAGCGGGACCGGCUGCGGAGGAGGGUUCGAGAGCUUCAAACUCGACUGCAGAGUGUGCAGGCCACAGGCCCCUCCAGCCCUGGCCGCCUCACUUCUGCCAACCGUCCUGUUAACCCUAGCACUGGAGAGCUGAGCACCAGCAGCAGCAGCAAUGACAUUCCUAUUGCCAAGAUUGCUGAGAGGGUAAAGCUAUCAAAGACGAGGUCCGAGUCCUCCUCAUCUGAUCGGCCAGUCCUGGGCUCAGAAAUCAGUAGCAUCGGGGUAUCCAGCAGCGUGGCAGAACAUCUGGCCCACUCACUUCAGGACUGCUCCAAUAUCCAAGAGAUUUUCCAAACACUCUACUCACAUGGAUCUGCCAUCUCUGAAAGCAAGAUUAGAGAGUUUGAGGUGGAAACAGAACGGUUGAAUAGCCGUAUUGAACACCUGAAAUCCCAAAAUGACCUCCUGACCAUAACCCUGGAGGAGUGCAAAAGCAAUGCAGAGAGGAUGAGCAUGCUCGUGGGAAAGUAUGAGUCCAACGCCACCGCACUGAGGCUGGCCUUGCAGUACAGCGAGCAGUGCAUCGAAGCCUACGAGCUCCUCCUGGCACUGGCUGAGAGUGAGCAGAGCCUCAUCCUGGGGCAGUUCCGAGCUGCCGGCGUGGGCUCCUCCCCUGGAGACCAGUCAGGGGAUGAAAACAUCACACAGAUGCUCAAGCGGGCCCAUGACUGCCGGAAGACAGCUGAGAACGCUGCCAAGGCCCUGCUCAUGAAGUUGGAUGGCAGCUGUGGGGGAGCAUUCGCCGUGGCCGGCUGCACUGUGCAGCCCUGGGAGAGCCUGUCCUCCAACAGCCACACCAGCACAACCAGCUCCACAGCCAGCAGUUGUGAUACCGAGUUCACUAAAGAAGAUGAGCAAAGGCUGAAGGAUUAUAUCCAGCAGCUCAAGAACGACAGGGCAGCAGUCAAGCUCACCAUGCUGGAGCUGGAAAGCAUCCACAUAGACCCACUCAGCUACGAUGUCAAGCCCCGGGGGGACAGCCAGAGGCUGGACCUGGAGAAUGCCGUGCUGAUGCAGGAGCUGAUGGCCAUGAAGGAGGAGAUGGCAGAGCUGAAGGCGCAGCUGUACCUCCUGGAGAAAGAGAAGAAGGCCCUGGAGCUGAAGCUGAGCACGCGGGAGGCGCAGGAACAGGCCUACCUAGUGCACAUUGAGCAUCUCAAGUCCGAGGUGGAGGAGCAGAAGGAGCAGCAGAUGCGAUCCCUGAGCUCCACCAGCAGUGGCAGCAAAGACAAACCUGGAAAGGUUUUUGGCCUUCAGCAAAUCAGGACUCAGUGUACUGAUGGUACAGACGUCCUGCCACCUAAAUAUCUUAGUGGCCAGGCCGAUCAGUGUGGCCACCAUUGCGUGGUGACUGGCAGUGGCAUUUGCAUCACCUGUAGGUCCUCCGUAGAAAAGAAGCUAAAGGCCAGAGUGCAGGAGCUUGUGAGUGCCUUGGAAAGACUCACCAAGAGCAGCGAAAUCCGACAUCAGCAAUCUGCAGAGUUUGUCAAUGAUCUAAAACGGGCCAACAGCAACCUGGUGGCUGCAUACGAAAAAGCAAAGAAAAAGCAUCAAAACAAGCUGAAGAAGUUGGAGUCUCAGAUGAUGGCCAUGGUGGAAAGACAUGAGACUCAAGUGAGAAUGCUCAAACAAAGAAUAGCUCUGCUCGAGGAGGAGAACUCCAGGCCACACACAAAUGAAACUUCACUCUAAUCAGCGCUCAGGCACCAAAGUUAUAUUCCUGGACUACACUCUGGCAGGCCACUGAAAGAAGGGGCCCAUAACCAGGACCUGUUGGGAAGCCAGGGGCGCCACAGAGGUCAGCAGGUGGAUGGAGUGCCGCAGAUUCACUCAUUGGCAGUGAUACUGUGGGCUUUAUCCACAGCAUUGUUCCUCCUUCCUGGCCCAUGGACAGUAUGUAAACAAAUGCCCUGCGCACUGUGCUCAGUAAUGUCUCGCUUCUGCUUGUAAGUCACUGUUUCCCCUUCCUGUGUAUCAGUGGGAUCCAGUGCAUUUAUCCAGUUUUUAUGAUUUUUCAGUCUUUUUUUAUAGAUAGUGGGCUAAUCUGCCAUCUCCCGUUUCUUCCCUUCCUCUUCCUCCCAGGGAAAACUCUGACACCAUCUGUGACUCUAUCUAGGACUACUGAUUUGCUUGUUCCAACAGGAAUUGGGUUUUCUUUCAAGUUCCACAUUAUCAACUCUUAGCUGUCCUAUAGAAGUAUAUCAUUGAGAGAAACCCUAGGAGGGUAGUGGCAAACCUAUGGCAGGCACGCCCCAGUGGGUCAUCACUGAAAGGUCUCACUCCCUCAGGGUGGCAGUUAGGUUUCAUCCAUUACAAGGAGAAACACCAGAGAUGUGACAAACCUUAUAUUGCAAAAGAAGACACCCUUCAACUUUUCUUGUUAGAGCAGGGCUAAGAGAGCUCUACUGAUUGAAAGUAUGCCUUCUUGAUGGACUCAUUAAUAGCCAAGAUUUAAGAGUUGAAAAUCACGCAUGGUAAUGCAACUAAAAUUCUGUAGUUUAGGAGCAGAAAAGCAGUAUUAGCAUUUCCCCCCGCUCUAGCUAUUCUGCUGAAUCAAAACUCAUGCAAGUGCAAGUGGAGCUCUGGACCUAUUUCUAUUCUUAACGGCAAAAGGUGCCCACUGUCAGACAGGAGGUAGUGUUUGGCAACACUGCUCCCAUCUGCUUGAGAACUAGCAAACCUCCAACUGGGCACUGAGCGCCUACUGUCAUGAAGUGGGAGGGGAUCGCUAUUAGGCUUUUUCUCCUCAAAAUACACAGUGAUUAGCUUAUUCUGUUUCAGAGGUUCGAUUUCAGCCAAAAUGCUAACAGGGCUGGCUAAGCAGUACCAAAUUGCCUGGAUUUGCUCUUGGACACAUUCCACUUUAUCAUUCCUUUCCUGCUACAGUCUUUACCAUUUUAUUCCUUUCAUUUUUCAGUUCUGCACCGAUGAGAUUAUAGGACCGUUUGCUGUUUUUUUCAUAGUCCUAAGUGCCCAAGUCCCCUACGAGAAAUGGGUUCCAGUGUCACAGUUAACUACAAAUAGUUCUAAGCAAGUUGUUGCAAGAAAAUUUUUCUGUCCAUGAGCUUUACAUACAAGUUGGUCUGUUUUCAGAGGGGAAUAAGAAAAUUCCUUCGCCUCUACAAUAGGGAAGGGAAUUCCAGCCACCUUCUAGAACACACAGCUCUUCCUAAAAGCAACCCUUCUUUCUGAGGCAAGCACUAAAGCUCAUCUCAAAAAAAAAAAAAAAAAAAAAAAAGGUAUGCGUCUCUAAGGACCAGCAUUUGGGUGCUUUGGUUAUUGUUUUCACUUAGUCUGAGUUCCUAUAAGUCAUAUUUUUAAAGUCAAUUUUCACCCUUUGCAUAAAGGUGUAUUUUGUCUAGAGCAACAUGUUUUAGCCGUAAAAUAUAUGCAAAAAAGCUUACUAGAUGAAAUUGGUUUUCACUUUUUCCAAUUGUCCUAGGCAGACUGGGAAGUGCAUGGCUUUUGCUUAUAAGGGAACAGAUACCCAUCAAGUGGGUAGUUGUCCUCCUCACCAACCCUACAAAGUACAGAUGACACAGGAUUAUCAUCCUGCCCGCUGACCUCUAGCUCCCUUUCCUUUUGCUGCAGGUAAAAUCAAACAACCCAAGGCCCUAUGACUCCUCCCGAGAGAAGGGGCCUCUGCUCUUCUGUGCCCUCAUAUUAGUCAUGCUACAAGGCCCGCCUGUCAGUUUAUGGCUGGACAUACUACUUCCAGGCAGUGACAGGGAGAAAGCCACUUCCCAGACAAAAAUGUCAGUUUCAUUAAUAUGCAUUAUAAAAAGCUCUAUAACAGUUGAUUUCAUUUUUCAGAUACUCCCUAAGAAACAAUCUUUGCUAAAACGUGAAGCAGUAGAUACUUGGUUAUGCUAUAUAAGCUACUGAAUUACACUGACUGAUGAAAUGGUUAUCAGGUGCCUGCAUCCUUUUCCCUCUUGUAUGUUGCUGUAUCUGAAUUUUUCUCUAGGAGCUCAUUUCCAUUGACCUCUCCUUUGGGGUAAAAAAAUGGUCUUGAUUUUUAAUUCCAAAUUUAAUAGUAUAAAUUAUCUUUUCUAGUUCUGACCCUUCUGAGCAGUUACCUUCUCUAUUCAGUCUUUGGUUCCUACAUAAACGAGCAUAGAGCAACGGGAUGUUUCAGUUUCUUGGGAAUCCCAGGCACACAGCACUUGGGGUCAUAGCCAUCAGUGAGUGAACCUAGCAGCUGGCUCUGAUGUCUGUCCAACCCCAUGUGUAACCACUAUAAACACAGAGGCAAUAAGACAGUCCUUUUUCAGACCUGACUUACAUCAAAGGUUACUUACGGUUAAAUGUGCGAUCAGACAUUUGCGAUUUAGCACAGUCCCUCCAUGUGAGGCUCUAAGCUUAGGUAUACACUAGAUGUUUCACUUACUUAUCUGCUGGCAUGUCUAGCUGAGUUAGUAUUCAUAACUGCCUGAGAUUGGAAUGUUAGGCUAAUAAAACAUUUAAGUGCCAAUUAAAAUCAAUGCUUAAUUCUUGCAGAUGCAUGUAGCACUUCUAAGUCUUCCUCUGAGCCUACAACAGUAUUUUUUACAGGGAACUCAAGAGAACUCUAGGCUAGACAGAGCCCUGAUGUUCCCUUCCAGAAA